Messenger RNA from Neltuma alba, 3502 nucleotides. Its product is annotated as protein argonaute 2-like. Gene Ontology annotation, molecular function: protein binding; RNA binding. The record is from RefSeq and is a predicted model, not a curated record. The transcript has 3 exons. Lineage: Eukaryota; Viridiplantae; Streptophyta; Magnoliopsida; Fabales; Fabaceae. The coding region runs from base 339 to 3248 and encodes 969 amino acids.
CCAGUUUACCAUAGAGCCGUUCGAAUCUUCGCCCUCAGUUUCUCCGUCACUUCCCCACGCUUUCCUUCCCCAUACUAUAUUCUCUCUCGACUUACCCGGAAGCUUCUGGAAUCUCUCUCCUUUACUAACAACUCAACCCCUCUUAUCUUACAUUAGCGACGAAGUAAAGCUAAUCCUAGUAAUUUGAUCACCCCCACUCGCAUUAUACUGUCCCCUCGCGUUGCUCAUCAGCCUGACAAUCAUCCUAGUUCUCUUUUCUUGUCCCUUUGCAUUGUUCACUCUCAUUUGACAUUUCCUCUUAGUUUCUUUCGGAUUCUUACUUUCUCCCGAUUACUCCAAUGGAAAGAGGUGGAUACGGUUAUGGUGGCGCCGGUGGCUACAGGGGAGCUCCGAGAGGCCGGCAUGGUGGCAGAUCAGGAGGAGGACCACCGCAAGGCCGUGGUGGAAGAGGCUUCCAUCACCAACCACAGUCUCAGACUGAUCGUUCCUGGGGCGAGGACACUAGGAGAGGCGGUUAUGGUAGGGGAGGAUCUGAUAGAGGUGGAUUCAGAGGACGAAGAGGUAGAGGUACUGGCAGAGAUGGUGCUGGACCUCCAGUUUGGGUAGCCACUGAAUCGGUUCAAUCUCGCAGUUCUGCUCCUGAUCCAGUUUCAGAAUUGGAACGGCUGCAAAUUUCACAGCCGGUUCCAAGCUCGUCUCAUUCCCAGGAGAGGAAGGAUAAGAUUUCACCCGUUCAUAGGCCUGACCAGGGUGGUACAUUAGCAAUUCGAACUAGCAAGCUUCGUGUCAAUCACUUUCCCGUCAGGUUCAGGCCUGAUACUAUACUGAUGCAUUACAAUGUUGAUGUGAAGCCCAUUUCGCCGGCCAGACCAGGUCGACCUCAAAGAAUAUCGAAGUCUGACCUCUCUAUGAUUAGGGAGACAUUGUUUUCUGGUGACACUAGGCUGCCGUUGGAGCAGACAGUGUAUGAUGGAGAAAAGAAUAUUCUUAGUGCGGUUCCUUUGCCAGAAGAAACCUUCACGGUUACUAUCUCAGCAGGAGAGGAUGAAAAAAGCUAUUCUUAUAAGGUCACCUUGACACUUGUUAAUAAGCUUGAGUAUCGCAAGUUGAACCAAUACCUCAAUAAGGAACUUAUGUCAGUUCCCAGAGACAUUUUGCAGGGGAUGGAUAUAGUGUUCAAGGAAAACCCAACCAAGCGUACAAUCCCUGUGGGACGUAGUUUCUAUCCUUCAAAUCCUCCUAUGUUACAUAAGGAUCUCCGCCAUGGCAUAAUUGCGCUGGGAGGAUUUCAACACAGUUUGAAGCCUACAUCUCAGGGUUUGUCCAUAUGUCUGGACUACUCUGUCUUAUCUUUUCGGGAGCGAAUGUCGGUCUUGGAUUUUCUAUAUGAGCGUAUUAAUGGUUUUAGAUUGGAGGAAUUUGGACGUUUCAGGAAUCGUGUUCAGAUGGAAUUGACUGGGUUGAAGGUAAAUGUGAUACACCGGCGGACCAGACAGAAAUAUACCAUUUUAGGGCUAACAAACCGUAACACAAGGCAUAUUACCUUUACUCUUAAGGAUCCAGAGGGCCGGAAUGAGCCGCAGCAAGUCACAAUUCUGGACUAUUUCUGGGAUAAAUACAAUAAGGAUGUUGAAUACAAAGAUAUUCCUUGUUUGGAUUUUGGGAAAGGAGUUAAUGUGCCGAUGGAGUUUUGCAUCUUGGUUGAGGGUCAGAGAUACCCCAAAGAGAAUUUGGACAGAAAUGCUUCUAGGGAGUUGAAAGAUAUGUCAUUGGCCUCUCCAAAGGAUAGACGGAGUGUCAUACAAUCGAUGGUAGAGUCAAGUGACGGACCUUGCGGUGGUGGUAUUAUUCAAAAUUUUGGAAUGGAAGUCAAUACAACCAUGACUACCGUCUUAGGACGCAUUAUUGAGCCCCCAAAAUUGAGAGUAGGCGGUCGAAGUGGCCAGAUUAUGACUGUGACGUUGGAUCCGGAGAGAUGUCAGUGGAAUUUGGUUGGCAAAUCUGUGAUACAGGGCAAGCCAGUUGAGCGUUGGGGCAUUAUUGAUUUUACAAGAUCAGAGUCAGAUUCCCGGUUCAAAUUAAGGUGCAACGAUUUCGUUCCUAAGCUUAAAGGCAAAUUCAGAAGUCUGGGCAUUAGCAUGAAUGAUCCUCUUUGGGUUGAAGGAUGUUCAAUGAAUCAACUUGCAAAUCAUGGUUCACUAUCUGCAUUACUUAAGAGAGUGAACGAUCGGGGUCAAGUGCAGUUUAUUUUGUGUGCGAUGUCUCAGAAACAUUAUGGGUACAAGACUCUCAAGUGGAUUUCAGAGACCAUGAUUGGUGUGGUGACACAAUGUUGUUUGGCUGGUACUGUGAAUGCGGGGAAAGAUCAAAAUCUUACAAAUCUUGCUCUCAAGAUCAAUGCCAAACUCGGAGGCAGUAAUGUUGAGCUUGAGAAUAGCCUCCCUUGCUUUCCAAGUAACAAUGGGCAUGUUAUGUUUAUAGGGGCGGAUGUCAAUCAUCCUGCCGCUCGAGACGUUAAUAGUCUAUCGAUUGCUGCGGUGGUUGGAACUAUCAAUUGGCCUGCCGCAAAUCGUUAUGUGGCCCGUGUUAGUCCUCAAUCACAUCGAAAAGAACAAAUAUGCAAUUUUGGAACAAUUUGCCUCGAACUUGUCAAUUGUUACAGAAGGUUGAACAAAGUGAGACCGGAAAAAAUUGUUAUUUUCCGCGAUGGGGUGAGUGAGGGUCAGUUUGACAUGGUUCUUAACGAAGAGCUACGGGAUUUGAAGAGUGUUUUCCAAAAGGAAAAGUAUAUUCCAACUAUAACUUUGAUUGUAGCGGCAAAGCGACAUCAGACUCGAUUGUUUCAGGAGGAUCCUUUCGCUGGAAAUGUGUCUCCUGGAACAGUGGUGGACACAAAAGUUGUGCAUCCUUUUGAGUUUGACUUCUACCUUUGCAGUCACUAUGGAAGCUUGGGGACCAGCAAGCCCACUCACUAUCAUGUCUUGUGGGAUGAGCAUCGGUUUACAUCUGAUGACUUGCAGAAGCUCAUAUAUGAUAUGUGUUUUACAUUUGUAAGGUGCACCAAACCUGUAUCUUUGGUCCCUCCUGUGUACUAUGCUGACCUUGUUGCUUAUCGAGGACGGCUAUACUAUGAAGCAAAGACUGAGUUGGAGAACUCGAAGCCAGGAUCGCUUCCUUCUACGUCUGCAAGUGAAUGCAACUUUUCCAAGCUGCAUGAGCAUCUCGAAGACAUGAUGUUCUUUGUCUAAGGGGGAAGACAUGAUGUUCUUUUUCCAAGGGGCCUCUAAUCAAUUAUUUCACUACUCAUGGUUGGGUCUCAUGGUACUUGCUGGUUGCAGCGCUGAUUUGAGUUUGUGCGUGAAUCUAAUGGGUUCUGCUCUUUCUUUUUAGUUGUGCUUUCUUUGUUUCGUUUUCCAUGAAAUAUAUGUACACAAAAACCAGAGUUUAAUGUAUUUGCAUGCUAUUCAUAAUUUUAUGUUUUUGUGACUAAUAUGGUUUUUAA